Messenger RNA from Baudoinia panamericana UAMH 10762, 2164 nucleotides. RefSeq lists its product as uncharacterized. The record is from RefSeq and is a predicted model, not a curated record. Lineage: Eukaryota; Fungi; Ascomycota; Dothideomycetes; Mycosphaerellales; Teratosphaeriaceae. The transcript has 3 exons. Bases 182 to 1993 code for a protein of 603 amino acids. Gene Ontology annotation, molecular function: dipeptidyl-peptidase activity.
CUCGAGCGAGGUGUUGAAGCCAUGAUCUUUCUCGGCGAUCAUUGUAGAGCAGCAAUAUAUGCCUCCUCUUCCGCAUGUAGUGGCGACUACCAUCACGACCUCGAGCCGCCCAGACGUCGAGCGACAAGCCAUAGUUGUGCCAAACCCUCGUCGGGUUUCAGAUAGCUAGGACCCCUUCUCCAUGAUGGCCAGCUCGAUCAAAGAUGCGUGCACUAUCGACACGGAAUCUUAUCCGUACAUCUAUGAGCAGAACGUAGCGAUACCCAUCAAGAUUGAUGGGCAGCACACUGGACAGCCGCAAGACAUUGUACGCUGCAACGUGUAUAGGCCCAAAGGCCCAGAGAAGACUACCUAUCCUGUACUGUUGACUUAUGGACCAUAUGGAAAGGAUGUCCCGUACGAAGUGUUUCAUCCAGCUUCAUUCGCUGAGGUUGAUCCGGGACAGAAGUCGGAGCACUCUUGUUGGGAGACGCCGGAUCCGCUCUACUGGACUUCUCACGGAUAUGCCGUUGUACGUGCGGAUGAGCGUGGGACGGGGCAGUCUCCUGGUGUCCUGGAUACGAUGUCCCGAGCAACUAGUGAAGUCUUCUUUGAUGUCGUGGAAUGGGCAGCUGUCCAGCCUUGGUCGUCUGGAAAAACUGCCUUGCUUGGAGUAAGCUACUACGCCGGAAGCCAGUGGAGAGUCGCUGCGCGCCGACCAAAGGGACUUACUGCAAUAGUGCCGUGGGAGGGGAUGUCGGAUUACUAUCGCGAUCGUUGUCGCCAGGGCGGCAUAUUCGAAAACGGCUUCAUCUUCUUCUGGUGGAACAGGCAAGUCGUAAGCAACCAGUACGGUAUCCCAAACGGCAAAUGGAAGAUUGAGCCGGUCGAUGGCCCAAUAUCGGACGAACGGCGUGCCGAGCUUCGCAACGAUCAGGUUGUUGAUAACGCGUCGAACAAGUUCCGCGACGAUCAAUACUACUCAUCAAAAGAAUAUGCGCUUGAAGACAUCGAGGUCCCGGUACUGUCAGUUGCCAACUGGGGCGGCAUUACAGUCCACCUGCGCGGAAACGUCGAGGGCUACACGCACGCCGGCAGUAAACUCAAGUAUCUACGUUUCAUUACUGGAAGACAUGAUCUUCCAUUCUUUUACCCUGAGGAGGUGGAAAUCCAACGCAGCUUUCUCGAUGCAUUCUUGAGAAAUGACGACAGAGAAGGAUGGUCCAUACCCGGCAAAGUCCCUGCCGUUGACCUCCUACUGCGCAAAGGCAAUAUAGGUGUGAACAAAACUGAAACCGAGCGCUUCGCAUUCAAGCGGCGUCACGAGAAUGAGUGGCCGAUUGCACGAACGAAGUAUACACCUUUCUACAUGACACCAAACCUUGAGCUGGGAAUGCAGAAACCAGACCUAACCACACCCGCCACUCUACGGUAUCAAGCCUUAGGUUCGGAAGGCAAUGCGCAAAGCUUCAAGUUCAUGACAGCGCCUUUCAAGCAGGAAACUGAGAUCACUGGACACGUUGUGGCACAUAUCAAUGUGUCGUUGGAAGCGACCGCUGACAACAAGAACCCAUCUGAUAUCGACAUCUUCGCUACCCUGCGCCACAUAGCGCCAGACGGUGCCGAAGUCCUCUACACCGGAAGCGCUGGCGACCCCGUUCCGUUAUGCAAUGGCUGGUUGCGGGUGAGCCUGCGUAAAGUGAACGAAUCUCAUCCCCGCCAUCGCGCCUGGCUUCCUCAACGUGAUUACCUGCGCUCCGAUGCCCAACCGGUCCGUCCUGGGGAAGUCUACGGCGUGGAUGUCGAGCUGUGGCCGACGAACGUAGUCGUUGAGGAAGGUGGCCGUCUUGCUUUGGAAAUCGGAUCUGGCGAUCUGAAGAAUGCUGGGCUCUUCAAGCAUGAUCACCCAGAGGACAGACCAGUAUCGACCUUUGGCGGUGCGAACCACAUCCAUUUUGGCCCAAGUGUGGAGAACUACGUGACUUUGCCAAUCAUCCCACCUCGAGAGGGCUGAGGUCUGGAAAAACAGUCUUGUAUGAUUGCAUGUAGGCCGGCGAACUUAAGGACUUUGUGGCAGUACCGCAUAUGCCUCAGGGGCGACCCGGGCAACGUGCAGCAUUGUAGGGCCCAAAGGGCGGGCAAGGCGUGGUAUGCCAACAUCAGAGCUGGACGAGUGUGGACAGGU